This is a messenger RNA of Felis catus (domestic cat), 3360 nucleotides long. It is a transcript of the gene TTC33, whose product is annotated as tetratricopeptide repeat domain 33. The record is from RefSeq and is a predicted model, not a curated record. Gene Ontology annotation, molecular function: protein binding. The transcript is spliced from 6 exons. The coding region runs from base 923 to 1711 and encodes 262 amino acids. Lineage: Eukaryota; Metazoa; Chordata; Mammalia; Carnivora; Felidae.
CUAGUGGUUUCUCGCCUUAGGUGCUGCCUCCUCCUAUGCAGUGAAGACAGGCAUUCUCGGUUUGUGGUUGGAUAAACUGUCCAGCCGACAACAGUAACUGAAUGCCUACUGUAGAGAUCAUUGAACCAGCAAAAGAAUUUAGAACACAACAUUGUUGUUUAGAGUUUCAUGGCAUUCAUUAACUAUGACCCUAUGUAAAAUAAAUUUAUGUUUCAUGAGUUUAACGUGAAACCUCUGUGAUUAUGGUUUACCCAUAUGGUUUCUUAUCCGGGUGAAAAAACGUGAAGGCUAAGAUGUUGGCGCCUUGUGCAUCUAACUAUAGAUUCAGGAAAACCUUAUUUAUAAGAAGCUUUAAUUUCAUGUUCAGAUAUCCUUAGAGGAACAGCAAACUAGUACUAAUUAAGACACCUUAAUACCUGAGUAUUAAGUUUUUCAGGAUAGAAACUGUUUUGCAUGUGUCCUAGGACUAACCCGACUUUUAUUUUUGAAAACCUGUCAGCCUCCCCUCCAGGAAGCCUCAAGAGUCUCCACUGAAGUCAUAGUAUCCUAUUUUGUUUACUCUCCAGUAGCACUUAUCCUGGAGUGGAUUGACUAUACCCUUGUCUCCAGACAGUUGAAGAAAAUACAAAACUGUGCUAAUGGCCCUUGGUAACAGAUUCAGUGGAUUUUAACCUCAGUGGCCCUUGAUACUGUUUGGUAUCUUUAUUCAUCCCUCAUUGUUGAUUUUCCUAUCUUCCCAUUCUCUCUAGUGACUCAGAACUUUUCUUCUCAAGUACUCAGAUCUGUUUCUUUUCCCUUUACUUGGAGCCAAUGACUAGCCAUCUAUUUCUCUGGGAAAUUUGAAGCUUGGGGGUUCCCACAGUACCUGGUUCCUCACAUUGCUGCUUUAGGAACAGAGUUCAUUUGGAAACUUGAAGGCAGAAUGGCUUCCUUUGGAUGGAAGAGAAGAAUUGGGGAGAAGGUCUCAAAGGUCACUUCACAGCAGUUUGAAGCUGAAGCUGCUGAUGAGAAGGAUGUAGUGGAGAAUGAAGAAGGGAGCUGGCUUCAUGCGGUUAAACGCAGGAAAGAAAGUCUCCUCGAGGGCUGUGUUGAGAAAAGUAAGCAGCUGAAGGAUGAAGGAGCCAGUUUGGUUGAAAAUAAAAGGUAUCGAGAGGCGAUUCAAAAAUGGGACGAAGCACUGCAGUUAACCCCAGAUGAUGCUACCCUGUACGAGAUGAAAUCACAGGUCCUAAUGUCUCUUCAUGAAAUGUUCCCUGCAGUACAUGCAGCUGAAAUGGCCGUGCAGAGAAACCCACAUUCAUGGGAGUCUUGGCAAACUUUGGGACGUGCUCAGCUUGGAUUAGGAGAGAUAGUCCUGGCAAUUCGAAGUUUUCAGGUAGCCCUUCACAUCUAUCCAAUGAACCCUGAAAUAUGGAAAGAAGACCUUUCUUGGGCAAGAACACUCCAGGAGCAGCAGAAGGUAGCACAGAAGAUUAAGAAGUGUGACGCGUCAGCAGAAAUGACACAUUUCUCACCAAAGUCAAUCCCCGACUAUGACUUUGAAAGUGAUGAGAUUGUUGCUGUUUGUGCAGCAAUUGCGGAGAAACAGAAGACAGUUUCAGCAAAUAAGACAAUGGUUAUUGUUUCGGCCUCUGGGACUGUAGAGACGGUCACUGAGAAGGAAGAUGGUGCUACACCACCAGACGGCUCUGUUUUUAUCAAAGCCCGAUAAAGUAGCAGGAACCCUUUGAAUCUGGCUUUUUGAUUGCUCUUAAAGUUUGAGGCCUAGGAACAUCUACUGUGGAGAGACAGAAUAAAACUCCUGUUUGUAAAAUGAGUUUUGCAGAUGAGGCAUAUAAAAACUAAAUGGUAGAAUUAUUGUAUAGUGUUUGGGCUGUGCUUUGAUAAGUUACGAUUUAAACUUCUUAAGAUUAGAAUUGUGAGUACAGUGGGGUUUGAUUAAUAAACUUAAAAAAAUAAUCCAAAAAUGUAAGUGAAUGCGUUUUAAAGACACAACUUGAAAAGUGAAUUCUCUAAUAGUGAAUAACUUGAUGGCCAGUGUUAUUAAGAUGUUGACUCGUUGGCUUUUGUUUCACGAUAAAGGAAGUUGGUGAUUUCUUUCCCUCCUAAUACUCCUGUUACUGUUCAGUCUUCUGUUUUUCUGGUUGCAUUAGAGGAAGUCUCCCAAAGGUCAAAUAUUUUUUGACAUUUAUUUUGAUUCAGAGUUGUCAUUUGGUUAUUUUUGGAAUCUUUGAAAGUUUGGCUGAAAAUGCAUGCAAAUGUGUACAUUCUAAACAUUUUCUGGACUUUCUCUUCAUUCUGAUUUGUGCUUAUAUUUUGACUUCAAAAUUAUUACAACAAUGGUAGUUGCCUUCUUCAGUAUUAGAUAUGUGAAAUACUGAUCAAUGUCACAAUGAUGGUUUUAUUGUUUGAGUUGUAAAAGUAGAUAGAGUAUUCCUUACCACAAGGGAGUCAUGUUUAAGAUGUGCAUUUUUGAAAAAUGCUUUUAUAGAUGUGUCAUAUCAAAUUGUACUGCUGCACUGGCCCAGUCAAAAGUAGUAUUUUCUUCUCCUUAUUUUUAAAAGCUUAAAAACUCUGAAAAAAACUUACCUUUUGCUUUUAACGUUCCAGCUGACGGUUUGGAAUUCUUCUUCUAGAUAACUUUUUUGGAACUACUCAAUUAAAUUACAAUUUUAAAUAGCUAAAUUAUGUCUUUCUAAAAAAGUAGGGAUGUUUAUGAGUGUCAGUGAAUGUAUAUAUCUUGGGCAUGACAUACAUAGGAACUGAAACAUGACUUAACAGUACAAUCCCAUGAAUAGAGAAGAAUAUAUUUAAAGAAAUAUUUCCUUGAAAGGCCACGAUCGCAUUCACAAAUCAAUACUGUCAUUGCUAAUAUGAGUUAUUUUUAUACUACAUAUAUUAUAGUACAAUUAUAUAGAACUACUGGGUCCUGUUACUUCUGACACUCAGGAAGCUAUUUUUGAUGUAAAAUUAAUUUUUUCCUUGUCAGAGAUGAAAGUAAGCUGUUUUAAAGAAUCUUACCUUAACCUGUUGGAGCAUGUAAGUAAUGGUCUACAUUUUUCUGAGAUGAUUUAAAAAAUGUUUCCUUUAGUGGAAUGCUUACCUCUUUUUUUUUUUUCAGAGUGUUAUAUUUUCCCUCAAAGUUACAUCAGAAGGUUAGCUGUGGUUAGGUUAGUUUUAGAGUACUUGAAAAACACAAAUAUUAGUUACAUUUUAUUUUGUUUAAUAAAGGAUAUUCUCACAGGGUAGAUACUUGAGUAUAUACAGAAGUGAGCAUUCACCAUUUGGUAUGUGGUUUUGAGUAGUGGGUUUUUGUUUAUCGUGUAAUUUGUGAAUAAAUAGUUUUUUCUGCACUUUAAA